AUGUCGGACGGCCAGACGAAGCAGUUUGGAAAGGGCCAGCGGACUGUGCCUGCCCAGAAGGCCCAGAAGUGGUACCCCGUGGACGAUGAGUCGCAGCCCAAGAAGGUCAGCAUACCCCGGAAAAGCACAUGGACAUACAUCGAGAAGGAAAUACGGACAUGCAUCGAUUGCUACGGAUGGAUGCGACACGAUAUUCGAGUUCGCAAGACUCUGCGUCCCGCCAAGGUCCGCGAGAGCCUCCAGCCCGGUACCGUCCUGAUCCUCCUCGCUGGUCGCUUCCGUGGCAAGCGUGUCGUCCUCCUCAAGCACCUCGAGCAGGGUGUCCUCCUCGUCACCGGACCCUUCAAGAUCAACGGCGUUCCCCUCCGCCGUGUCAACUCCCGCUACGUGAUCGCCACCUCCAAGCGCAUCGACGUCUCCGGUGUCGACGCCAAGGCCAUCGAGAAGAUCUCCGCCCCUGAGUACUUCACCAAGGAGAAGAAGGCCGAGAAGAAGUCCGAGGAGGCUUUCUUCAAGCAGGGCGAGAAGCCCCAGAAGAAGGUUGUUGCCUCCGCCCGUGCCGCCGACCAGAAGGCCGUCGACCAGUCCAUCCUCGGCAGCAUCAAGAAGGAGGAGUUCCUGAGCUCUUACCUCGCCUCCACCUUCAGCCUCCGCAACGGUGACAAGCCCCACGAGAUGAAGUGGUAA
Molecule: messenger RNA, 687 nt
Organism: Penicillium manginii
Lineage: Eukaryota; Fungi; Ascomycota; Eurotiomycetes; Eurotiales; Aspergillaceae
Product: 60S ribosomal protein eL6
Exons: 3
Coding region: 1-687 (228 amino acids)
Biological process (GO): cytoplasmic translation; ribosomal large subunit assembly
Cellular component (GO): cytosolic large ribosomal subunit; ribosome
Molecular function (GO): structural constituent of ribosome; RNA binding
Source: RefSeq, a predicted model, not a curated record